GAGGAAUUGAGGAUUGGCUUUCGUUUUGUGGUUGGUUUCUACAACUACAUGAGAAAAGGAGAAGAUACCAAGAAGAACAAGUACAACCUCUCUUCGGGAGCAGCAGCUUGGCCACUCCACCAACAACAGCUGUUCCUCCGCUGCUCUCUGCUACUGUGCGCCCUCGUUGCCUCCCGUGCGCCUCUCGCUUUCUCUCCUCCUAACCUGCGCACUUGCCCUUCUUCUGCUUCUGACUCACCAUCAUCCUCCCACCCCGCUUCCCCUAAUCCUAUCCAACGCCGCUCUUCUCCCUCUUCUUCACCCUUCUUCACCCAGCCGCCGCUCCCCUGUUGCGAUCCCAUCGUCGCCGGCCCCGUCCGACAGAUCCCCAGCUCGGAUCGCCGGCUCCGAUCCAUGUCCAAGGCCCGGGUUUACACCGACGUCAACGUCGUCCGCCCCAAGGAGUACUGGGAUUACGAGUCUCUUACUGUUCAGUGGGGUGAUCAAGAUGAUUAUGAAGUUGUCCGCAAAGUUGGAAGGGGAAAGUACAGCGAGGUUUUUGAAGGCAUAAAUGUCAAUACCAAUGAGCGAUGUGUUAUCAAGAUCCUAAAACCUGUUAAGAAAAAGAAGAUCAAGAGGGAGAUAAAGAUACUUCAGAACCUUUGUGGUGGCCCUAAUGUGGUCAAGCUUCUGGAUAUUGUCAGAGAUCAGCACUCAAAAACUCCAAGCUUGAUAUUUGAAUAUGUGAAUAGCACAGACUUCAAAGUUCUAUAUCCAACUUUGACUGAUUAUGAUAUACGCUACUACAUGUAUGAACUUCUAAAGGCUUUGGAUUACUGCCAUUCGCAAGGAAUCAUGCACAGAGAUGUCAAACCUCACAAUGUCAUGAUUGAUCAUGAAUUGCGUAAACUCCGACUGAUUGACUGGGGUCUUGCUGAAUUUUACCAUCCUGGCAAGGAAUACAAUGUUCGGGUUGCAUCCAGGUACUUCAAGGGGCCUGAGCUCUUAGUUGAUCUCCAGGACUAUGACUAUUCUUUGGAUAUGUGGAGCCUUGGUUGCAUGUUUGCUGGAAUGGUGAGAAAUUACACCUUGUCGAGGCCUUCGUGCUUGCUCAUCUAUUGUCCUUUAUGCUGUUUUCCUAAGGAUUUACCUAUGUCUACUGACAAUGACCUGCAGAUAUUCAGGAAGGAACCUUUCUUUUAUGGUCACGACAACCAUGAUCAACUUGUGAAAAUUGCUAAGGUACUCGGAACUGAUGAGUUGAAUGCAUAUCUAAACAAAUACCAUCUAGAGCUUGAUCCUCAACUUGAUGCACUUGUUGGAAGGCACAGUAGGAAGCCGUGGUCCAAGUUUAUUAAUGCAGAUAAUCAGCAUCUUGUUUCCCCCGAGGCAAUUGACUACCUUGACAAGCUCCUUCGAUAUGAUCAUCAGGACCGGUUAACUGCGAAAGAAGCAAUGGCACAUCCAUAUUUCGCACAGGUGAGGGCUGCAGAAAGCAGCAGAAUGAGGACACAGUAGCGGGGGGCUGGUCGUAUGAACUCUGCCCAGUGAAGUAGACGCCAUUAUCAUAUGGGGACUAUAAUGGUCGUGAUUAGAACUCUUACUUGAUUGCUUUCAUGUAGUAAAGUGCGGGGGGCAUUGUGCCAUGCUUAUCCAUUUAUUCGUCCACCCCACAUGGUUGCUUCCCGGAUGAUGCAUAAGUUGUACCAUUGAAACAUAAAAUUUCUUUAUCUUCUACAACUUUCUUCAAUUGUUAUGUGAGAAGGAAAUUUUCGGGCCCAAGCUCCAGACUUGUUAGUCCCUUGUAAGAGUUCAGACAUAAAAUUGGCAAUUUAAAGUGUGUUAUUCUGAGAUUGCUUUGUUCAUUCCCCUGAG
Molecule: messenger RNA, 1854 nt
Organism: Linum tenue
Lineage: Eukaryota; Viridiplantae; Streptophyta; Magnoliopsida; Malpighiales; Linaceae
Source: the annotation of a GenBank genome assembly